Messenger RNA from Diatraea saccharalis (sugarcane borer), 2795 nucleotides. The record is from the annotation of a GenBank genome assembly. Lineage: Eukaryota; Metazoa; Arthropoda; Insecta; Lepidoptera; Crambidae.
ACAGAGUACGAACAGACGCCAUGUAUCAUAGUGUUUCUUUGGAUUUUUCUGUGUUAAAUCAGACUUUAAUAUUUGUGGGUGCUAGUGAAAUGGCAUAUAUCCUAACAGUUAUAGGACAUAUUGUGUAAUCAAAAUAAAAUCGUACCAGUUACAUUUCAUUCUUAUGUAAUUAAGUGAAUAUACUUAAUUCUAAUUAAAAUUCAUUGAAACAUCAACGGUAUGCUUUUGAAAAGCUAUUUAUGGCUCCUUCUCUGCUACGCCCAGAAUGCCUGCAGCAAUUUGACAAAAGAUUAUGAAGUUGUGUCUCAGUACUUGCUAGCUCCAACAGAUAGGCCAGGAGAGACACUGCCCAUACUUCUAGGAGUAGAGAAGAGUUCGGGUUGUUUUUGCCGAGCUACCUCGAAAAUCGAACUGGUCGUGUGUUUUGGGAACUAUGAGUGUAAAAAGUUUCCUCAGAUCAAAGUGAAAAGUGAAACAUUGAGGGUAAGAACCACAGUGAUAGUAAAAAUUUUAAGAGGACAACUGGAUUCUCUUUAUCAUUUAAAAGUGCUGCAAAUUGAGGCGAACCACAAGCUGCAAUACCUAGAAGAUGGACUGUUCAAGAACUUGACAAAUCUGCGUCAUCUAUCGAUUUCAUACAAUACACGUCUGUACACGAUUGGAGUUCGGACGUUUGAUGGUUUAAUCAACCUUCAGAAUUUAACAUUAGUCAAUAAUGGUUUUACUAACAUAUUAGAUUUAACACCAGCACUGCGACCUAGCAUUCUUCCUUCACUCAAAUGGUUAGAUCUCUCAGAAAAUCCCUUCGAAAACAUACCGGAAAAAACAUUCGAGCCUAUGGAAGGGACUAAGUUAAAAAAACUUGACGUUAAUCUAUGUAGGCUUGAUUUUAUUCACCCUAAUAGUAUGCUUCCAUUGAAACAACUGAAAGAAUUAAACAUUGGUGAAAAUGAUAUGAAUGCCUCUUUAAUCGAAAAAUUUAUAUUGAAAAUGAUUGAUACAGGUAUUAAUCUAACUAGCAUCGAUCUAUCUGGUAUGGGAUUCCGCAGACAGCCACCGAGACCUCUACUUGAUAUUAUUGCUCAAACAACUAUCAAAAUUUUAAAGCUAGCACAUAACCAAUUUGAAAUUAUUCACGAUGAUACUUUCCCUAAAAUGAAAAACUUAGAGUUAUUAGAUCUAAGAAAAGUUCUCGCAUUAUCCAUAGGACCUAAUGCAUUUGAUCCUUAUAAAUUUCCUAACCUUAAAGUUUUAUUAUUAGGAGGCAACAAUUUGCCUGGAGUUCACAGAAAACAUCUGUCGGACCAAUUACUAAUCAUGGAUAUGUCAAGUAACAAGGGGAUCUCAUCAAAUCCAGUAUAUUUUGAAAUUGAUAAGGAUACUUUUUUGCAAAGUAAAAUGUUGCGUAUAUUAAAUUUAUCGUACAAUAAAAUUAAAUCAUUGUAUAAUUACACUUUCACUGGUUUAGAUAAUUUAGAAAUGUUAAGCAUUGAAAAUGGUACAUUGUAUUACAUAGGUCCAGGAACAUUCAAGCCCCUGAAAAAUUUGGAAAUAUUGAACUUAGCUAAUAAUCCGUUAAACGCAAACCAAAACUUAACAAGUGCCCAAUUUCAGGGACUGAAUAAAUUAAAAGUGUUGAUAUUGACAAAUUGUGGUAUCAGACACUUUUAUGACGACGAUAAUAUAUUUGAAAUGAUGCCAAAUUUAACACAAUUAAUACUUAAAAAUAACCAGCUCAAAUUUUUAACUGCUGAAACAAUAAAGCCACUAAAGUUUUUAGAAUUCUUGGAUUUAAGCGAAAAUUUAAUAAUCUCUUGGUGGAGGCCAUUGUUUUUGGCUUCAGGUAUAAAACCUAGGCAAUUAUAUUUCACAAACAAUAAAAUUUCACAUUUUUCUAUAAGUAUGGUUGAAGAUGUGAGAUAUUUAUUAGAAAGUAGAGGAAACUCAACUGUAGACAUUAUUUUUAAGGACAAUGUAUUCUCUUGUGAUUGCGGUGCCAUGUACAAAACAUAUUUAUGGUUACAAGUGAAUGGAUCGAGAGAACUGAAACGUUACUUCGAUCACUCUAACUUUCACUGUAGCAGUCCUGACGUUUGGGAAGGACGACGUAUCUCGGAGUACUUAUCUUCGAUGAAACAUUUACGGUGUUUGGUUUACAAGAAAAUUACUAGCAUAAUGCUUUUGAUGUGGACAGCGCCUUCUUUAGUGACUAUAAUAUUAGUAAUAACAUUAAUAGUAGUCAUUUUCAAAUACAGGAUCUACUUAAGUUAUUGGUUGUUUCUUGCAAAAAUAGCUUUAGGCAGAAAACUGAUAAAAAAGUCCUUAAUAGCAGAAAACAUUGCACCCAAGGGUUACAAAUUCGAUGCCUUUGUUUCAUAUUGUAACGAGGAUAGAGAAUUUAUUUCCGAAAUGCUGUUGCAGCUAGAGACAACUCCACCUCAUUUAAAAUUAUGUGUAUAUGAAAGAGAUUUUGAAAUAGGAUCCUUUAUUUCUGAAUCAGUAUUGAAAUGCAUUAAUCAAAGUAAAUACAUUAUACUGAUUAUAAGCAAUAAUUUUGCAAAAUCGCAGUGGUGUAGAUGGGAGACCCAACUGGCGGAAUAUCACAGACUAUUCCUAGAAGACGGUUCUCCAUAUGAUCCAUUAGUACUAGUCAAAAUAGGUGAAAUAGAGAGUAAGUAUUUAACGACCACCUUGAAAUAUUUGUUGAAAACCAAGAUUUAUCACGCAUGGGACGAAAACAACACUGUAGAUUUUUGGAAAAAGUUAAGAUGUGUUCUUAUUAAAAGGUAGUAAGC